This is a messenger RNA of Sungouiella intermedia, 1896 nucleotides long. The record is from the annotation of a GenBank genome assembly. NCBI's taxonomy places the organism in Eukaryota, Fungi, Ascomycota, Pichiomycetes, Serinales, Metschnikowiaceae.
AUGUGCCUUAUAGUAGCACUUGCUCAGGUCCUAGGCCUCAUUUUGGCAAGAAAUCGUCCUUUCAUAAUGGCCCUGACCGUCUCUAUCCUUUGUGCUGGCUACGUUGGAGUGUCCAUCUGGGUGGGAGUGGUAAUGUUUGCUCCCUCAGUACAUAUAGUGUAUCCCAGCCACUUCACCACCAUUCAAUCUGUUCUAGCAAUAGUCACCAUCAUCUUGGAGGCUUCCUUAGUCACACUUGCAUGGGUGGGUGUGGCUCAUCACCAACAAGAAGUGUCAGAUACUGAGUCCAUGAAAACAGCCAUUCAGUCAGAAAAAGCCAAGGGAGACGUCCAGGACUCUCAGUCGGUAACUCCUUCCAUCUCUCCAUUAGCAACCAUGGAACUUGCUGAAAGCAUCCGCAAAAACCGUAGAGCACUGGCUGCUCUCCACAACAAGGAGUCUCAGUGCACGUUGAUCGCCAUGCCUGACUCUGUAGACGAUGACUCGACCCUCAAUUUCAUAUACAAGGCAUCUCUCGCAGAUACUGCUUUGUACGAUAGUGGCUCGGCCAACUGGAUGAACACCAUGCCUAUUUCAUACCUGGCACCUUACCUCAACAAGCCUCGCUCGCUGAUAUCGUCCAAUACUGACUCUAGUGGAGGCAGUACAUGGCGACAUCGGAGCGAUAGUGACGAAAACACCUUGGCUCGGAGUCACAGCACUGGCCAGUUGCGUGUCAAGAAACAGCGUCUGAUGACUCGCCCCAGCAUCGAACGUUUGCAGAGUGUCGAUGAAGCUUCACAGGAAAGAAUUAGCUCUCCACUCAAACCUUCACACAUCGGGUCCAUCUCAUCAAGUUCACUUACAGGCUUCAAAAACAACAUCAACAAGGCCGCUACGGCCACUGCAUUGGCUCAAAGACUUCAUGCUGAAAAAGCUAACCCCAAGUCUGUGCCUGAAGUCGAGUCACCAUGCUCGCCCAUCUUUCCUGAGUUUGAGACUGGUGAGAGUGGAGACAGAGGAAAUAGUACCCCAUAUCGUCUUUCAGGAAUUAUGGAUGGUCUCGAAGAUAUUCCUCGUCCCGCACCACUAUGGAAUGAAUAUCAGCAUACAGAAAAUACUCCUCCCCAUUCCACAACGCACAGAGGCAUUCGCAACGUUUCUCUCGAAGAAUGGGAGGCCAACAAGUUGGCUUGGUUGUCUCAGAGCCAUUCUGGCAAACCUAUUUUGUAUGCCAUUGCCAGUUCUGGCGCACUGUCGAGGUCCAUGAGUGCUCCAUCUCUUCAUACCUACAGACAGAUCUCUCAGAAGAGCACCAGCACCUCUGAAGAUUUGCAAAUGCUGGACAUCACUUCUGCUCAUCCCAUCACGCCUGUCGUGACCCCAUCUCGCUUUGUGCAACAGGAAGAAGAGGGCACCUCUCCAAUUAAGAAGAUGAUCGGCAUCUUCAAGAGAAGAGACUCUACAACUGACUAUACUGUGCCAAAAUCUCCCAAUACGGCCCACAAUGGUAACCACAGACAUACUACGUCAGUGGCCAACUCUUUGGCAUCCUUCCUGGCCUCAGUGGCUUCUGGAAAGUCAACAAGGUCCAAUUCACCACGCAAGUCCAUCAAGUCGCUCUUCACCCGUUCUCCAAUCUACGAUCAUGCUCCUCCACAACGCUUAGUGUACCCUUCUGGUCCACAGCAAAUUCACAGAUUAGUUCAUCAUCAGUCGAUGUCACUGAAUUUCAAAUUGCUUCCUGGCUUUCUGGCAUCUCAAAACUGGGAUGCAGAAACAUUGGAACAUUCCGAAAGUUCCAGAGUCAGCAGCAUCCCUAGUGCUGUUAUUGGGGAAUAUGACAAAGAAAAAUGGAGAACGCUCAAGGAACUUAAACGUCAAGCAGAAGAUAAUAUGGAUGGCAGAAGCAUUUAA